Messenger RNA from Linum trigynum, 2975 nucleotides. The record is from the annotation of a GenBank genome assembly. Lineage: Eukaryota; Viridiplantae; Streptophyta; Magnoliopsida; Malpighiales; Linaceae.
AGUUCUUUUGUCAGCCAAAAGAAGUUCCCGCCCAACUUUUCACCAUUGGAGAAAAGCUUUCGUCUUUGCAUAGGUUUUUUUUGAAAAGUUGCCAUCUUUCUUAAACAAGUUAUGGACCCAGAAUCCCAUCUCCUCUGUCUGCUGCCUGUCUCUGUUUUCCCCUCCCAAACGUAUGGUUUUAUGGCGCCCAUUAAAUGAGACCCGCCAAAUUCAUGUGACUGGCCUUGCCUUCACUGAACAGCAAAAUCCGAUUAGGUUUUUGCCUAGUUUAUGUCCUCUAGUGCCCAAUUUCCGCGGCAAUUGACAGACUGAUGGAAAAGUUUGGAAGAAACUGAGCCCCAAACUCUGGAUUAAUGGCUACCAAGAGAAAAGAUUAGCCGUUUUUUGGGAUCACCAAAUUUUUCCAGUUCACGACAAAGAUUAAUGGCCUACCCAUCUUCCCUCCUUGGCAUGUUCUGCUGCCUCUCCAGUCUCCACCUUAUCCCACCACUCUGUAUUUCCGCUUUCACAGAUCUUUCAUGUCGCUAUUUAUUCUUCCUCCACCACCACAAAAAUCAGGUUCGACAUUCUGACAAAAAUCCUCUGCCGAAGUCAAGUCUUCUUCUUUCUGCUAUCUGGGUUUUGUAUCAGGUGAAUCGGAGAAGUCAUGCUGAAGAACAUCCAGAGAGAUAGUAGCGUUCUAGUGAGCUACAAUCCUCCUCCAAAGAGCCCCUGCAGAAACCCUAAUUCGGACCUCGACUUCAACGACGUCUUCGGCGGUCCACCGCGCAGGGCGUCGCUGCAGAAUGUCCGGCACAGUUUCGGCGAGGAGCCGUCUGGAGACGACCCGGAAACGGCGCCGUUGCGGACGAGGUGGUCCGGGCUGUACGAGAAGCCGGUUUUCGGAGAACACGAAGGAGCGGCGAAGAACAGAGGAGGAAGGGGUCACAACGGAGAUUUCUUCGAUGACAUAUUUGGCGGGAGCGAGUCGUUGAGUUCUUCUCCGAGGAGGCAUGUCACCGGAUCUCCGGCCGGAUCCAGGGUUUUGAGCCCGGCCCGACCGCUCCCGCCGAGAUCCGACCCGAUUGGAAGUUCAAGUUCCUCACUUCCUGCCCCGUUCAGUCUACCUUCGAAGCUAAUGAAACCGACGACGGAUCUGCCUACAUUUGGUUCGAGCCCUCGCAGCUCCCUGCUGAAGGCCAAGGAAGUUGCUUCGAAUGGCGGCAUGAUCAGCAACUACUCAUUUUCUCCACUAUCAAGAUCCUCAAGCAAGCCAGAUUUGGUGGUGAUGGAGGAGUUCAAAGACAAUAUCCGUAGCCAGGGUUCUCUCUCCCGCCAAUUCUCCAUCAACAGUCGCGACGACUUGUCAAGCAUGGACAAAGAACAAGGUGAAGAACAAUACAGAGAAGGCACUUCAGAGGACAAAAGCAAAGGAGGCAACCGUGGCCAUAGCUACGGCCAUUUCCACUUCUCAAUCUACAAAUGGGCAAGCCAAGGAGCUCCUCCCAUUUCUAUGCCUCUGAGGUCAGCAAACAGUUCGAGAUCGAAAGACAAGUUGGUAUUUAGUUCACCAGCAAGUGAAGCUUCUGCUGAAUUAGAAACACAAUUUAAACCAGAGUUGAAACCAUUGCGUUCUAUGCUCUUAGACAGUGAUUCUGAACAAGGAACUUUGGAAGGAGAUAGUGAAAAGGAUUUGUUGAGAGAGAGCAAAGUGAAGAGUAGUAGUAGCAAGAAGAAGGCAUCUUCUGAAGCAUUUGAUGUCAGCCAGGGGAAAGUGGAAGUGCAAAAGGGUGAUAGUAGGUUGCAGGAAAUCCAUGAAAGGAGUAAUAAAACAAAGGGGAAGAAGGUGAAUGCUUUUGUGAAGAUUUUUAAUCAAGAGGUGAAGAAACCCGAUGUGAUGAAGGGUGUUAAAACACAGAAGAAGCCUGAGAAGAAGAAAGAGAGCAGAGAUUCCAGGACACCGGACGAUGAUGGAACCUCUAAAACAACUAGAAGUAAUGAAGAGGAAAUCAACGUGGUUCCUGAUAAGAACAGCAAGGGAAUUCAUCUGAAGGAAGCAUCAUAUAAUGUUCAGGUUGAUGAGUAUCAGAAGCAGACAGAUGAGAAAAUACCUGUUGUAGAAAGGAGUUACAGUUACAGGUCUUCUGAAACUGAGCAUAUAUCAGCAGCAUCAGUCCCUGAUGCUUCAGAAGAAGCAUCUGUUGGAGACCCAGAUGAACCAUUCCAGGUCAGAGAAUUACCAGACCAGAUGGAGGAAGAUGAACCCAUUCCAACAACUGACAGUAACUCUGAACAUCUCCAGGUGAAUGAUGCCAAGAUACGAAAAUGGUGCCAAGGGAAGGAUGGAAACAUACGAUCCCUGCUCUCAACUCUACAAUAUGUUCUUUGGCCGGGGAGCGGGUGGAAGCCGGUGCCUUUGAUGGACAUAAUCGAAGGGAAUGCAGUGAAAAGAUCGUACCAAAGAGCCUUACUCUGUCUCCACCCAGAUAAGCUUCAACAGAAAGGUGCCACUCCAGAACAGAAGUACAUUGCUGAGAAGGUUUUCGAUAUUUUGCAGGAAGCCUGGAUACAUUUCAAUUCUCUCGGUUCGAUUGUGUGACCGACUGGUUGAACCGACCGAGCAGUCUUCACUUUUGUGCGUUGGUGUAGAUUUGAUUUUUUUUUUUUAUGAUAUCAUCCUUCAACUGUAUAGAUAUUGAAAUCAUAUGAACAUUUUAAAAAGUGGACAUAAAUAAUGUUUGUGGGGAAAUUCGUGACCCUGUGAAGGGUGUGCAACCGUUGGGCUGAUUUUGAUCGUAUCAAACUCUGGAGAACCAUAUGAUUCAUUAGAAAAUAAACCACCAAUGACCCAAAUGUUGGCUAUCAGCAUGUUAUGGAGUCAUUCUUUUCUUUAACUUUUUCUAUGUGUUUUUUCCUUCUCUUUUUCUGUUUUUACUGUGGGCUUGAAACUUUGAAAAUUGAUGUGCCUAAAAAGCAUAUAAAGCUAAUAACCAUAG